GAGCUAACGUCAAUCAAACUCAUUUGUAAACAAACACACGAGCGAGCAGACGAGAGUUGGUUGAUUUGAGCGAUUUUUACGAUUCCCCGUCGAUCGCAACGUGAUCAUGCUUCACAUUAUCCGCCGCUCGUUCUUUCGGUUACAUAAGCUGCGAAACGUUCCCGGGUGUUCGGCCACCGGCAAGGGCUUCGCAUCGGAUACUGGUGCCCCGAGCGAUGAUGGUAAGGGGAAGCAAAAGCCGCGUGCAGGCAAAAGUGCGACAGAUAGUGCAAAGGAAGAUGAGGGCAAAAAAUCGGCCGCCGCACUGAACCGGCUCAACGAGCUGCUUUCCAUGAUGAACACCGAGAGCGAAGUGAAGUUGGUCAAGAAGGUGGACCUUCCGCGACCGGGAAAAGGGAAAACGAAAGCCAAAGAGCGCAAGGCAACCGCUGUCGAUUCCUCCGAUUCGGACGAUGAACGUCCGAAGGAUCUCACUCACGCAACCCGAAACGUUGCCAACGCCCUGGGCGGUGACACGAAGCGAACGGAGGCGGAACUGUUGUCGAAACUGUUGGACUCGUCGUCAACCGCUGGCCAUAGUGGUGCCAUUACGGACAUCAUUACUGGCAUGAGCGUGGAUAGGGACGACCGCGAAAGGGAACCCGUGCGUGACACCGCUCGCAGCACGCUGGUUAAGAAGGUGAUGGAACGAGCGAAGAAAUCACGCGACGACGGCAGACCGUGGGCCGCUGAACCAUCGCGAAAUGAACGUGCCGAGGGGCGUUUCAGGGCCCCCCGGAAAUCGUUACCUACGGCCGCCGGCGGUCCGGGCAGCGUGAAACUGUUCGGCGAGGAACCGCUGGGCAUUUUUACCGAGCUGGCCUCGCUGAAAGAAAUUCCCGAUAAGCUUCCGACGUGGGCAAAGUUGCAUGAACGGGAGCUGAAGCUCACCGUUACGCAUCCGCCGGCCAACCACUUCCAAAAAAUGGCCCUGUGGAAUGAGCAGGGUAAGCUCUGGCAGUUCCCGAUCGACAACGAACAGGGGCGCGACGACGAACGGAAAGUGUCGUUCACGGAGCACGUGUUCCUGGAGGAACACCUCGAGGGGUGGUGCCCAAAGAAGGGCCCCAUUCGUCACUUCAUGGAGCUGGUCUGUGUGGGUCUGUCGAAGAACCAUUACAUUACGGCGCAAGCGAAACGGGAUCAUAUUUUCUGGUUCCGAGACUACUUCGAGCGGAAAAAGGAUCUUCUGAAGGAGGUCAUUGUUCAGGAGACGAACAAAGUGAAAAUGGUUGAGAAAUAAAUAAUCCAUUAACUAGUAGCGUGUCACCUAGCGAUUCUAUCGUCCCAAAAUCAUCUAUUUUUCUUUUUUUCCCCUCUAUUGGGCUG
Anopheles cruzii is the source of this 1368-nucleotide messenger RNA. It is a transcript of the gene mRpS31, whose product is annotated as 28S ribosomal protein S31, mitochondrial. The transcript has 2 exons. The coding region runs from base 107 to 1282 and encodes 391 amino acids. Gene Ontology annotation, cellular component: mitochondrial small ribosomal subunit. The record is from RefSeq and is a predicted model, not a curated record. Lineage: Eukaryota; Metazoa; Arthropoda; Insecta; Diptera; Culicidae. Gene Ontology annotation, molecular function: structural constituent of ribosome.